AUUUUUGAAAAACCACCCAAAAACGAACGAAAAAUAAUAAACUAAACGACCAGUGAAAUGGAGAACUUUACACCGAAGGAGGUGAAAAUCCUCGAGACUGUCGAAGAUAUACAGGAGCGACGUGAACAGGUUCUGUCGCGUUAUAAUGAAUUCAAAAUUGAGACAAGACAGAAGCGUGAGAAACUUGAGGAUUCGCGUCGCUUUCAAUACUUUAAACGUGAUGCCGAUGAAUUGGAAUCAUGGAUACAUGAGAAGUUGCAGGCUGCCAGCGAGGAGAGCUAUAGGGAUCCAACAAAUUUGCAAGCCAAGAUACAGAAGCAUCAGGCCUUCGAGGCCGAAGUUUCGGCGCAUAGCAAUGCUAUCGUAUCGCUUGAUAACACUGGCCAGGAGAUGAUCAAUCAGCAGCAUUUUGCCUCGGAGACCAUUCAGCGUCGUUUGGAUGAGUUGCAUCAGCUGUGGGAGCUUUUACUUAGCCGCCUAGCCGAGAAGGGUUUGAAGCUACAGCAAGCUUUGGUUCUGGUACAAUUCCUUCGACAAUGCGAAGAGGUCAUGUUUUGGAUUAAGGACAAGGAGACCUUUGUCACAGCCGAUGAGUUUGGCCAAGAUCUGGAGCAUGUGGAGGUGUUGCAACGUAAAUUCGAUGAAUUCCAAAAGGAUAUGGCCUCACAGGAGUAUCGUGUGACUGAAGUCAAUCAAUUGGCCGAUAAACUAGUUCAGGAUGGUCAUCCUGAGCGUGAUACCAUUACCAAACGCAAGGAGGAGCUCAACGAAGCCUGGCAGCGUCUGAAACAAUUGGCCAUUGUCCGCCAAGAGAAGCUGUUUGGUGCCCAUGAGAUUCAACGUUUUAAUCGGGAUGCCGAUGAGACUGUUGCCUGGAUAGCCGAAAAGGAUGUGGUUCUCUCUUCAGACGACUAUGGUCGUGAUUUGGCCAGUGUACAGGCUCUGCAACGUAAGCACGAGGGUGUUGAACGUGACUUGGCUGCUCUGGAAGAUAAGGUAUCCACCUUGGGUGCUGAGGCCCAGCGUCUUUGCUCCAUUCAUGCCGAUCACAGCGAUCAGAUUCGUGACAAACAGGCGGAAAUCGCCAACUAUUGGCAGAGUCUGACGGCUAAAGCUCGCGAGCGUAAGCAGAAACUGGAUGAAUCCUACUAUCUACAUCGUUUCCUUGCCGAUUUCCGUGAUCUGGUGUCGUGGAUCAAUGGAAUGAAGGCAAUUAUUUCUGCCGAUGAACUGGCCAAGGAUGUGGCUGGUGCUGAAGCCCUGCUUGAGCGUCAUCAGGAGCAUAAGGGCGAGAUUGAUGCUCGCGAGGAUAGCUUUAAAUUGACCACCGAAUCUGGCCAGAAACUUCUCGAGCGCGAACACUAUGCUGCUGCCGAAAUCCAAGAGAAAUUGGCCGCUCUUGAAAAUGACAAAAGCUCGCUGUUAUCCCUGUGGGAGGAUCGUCGCAUUCUCUAUGAGCAGUGCAUGGAUUUGCAAUUGUUUUACCGCGACACCGAACAGGCCGACACCUGGAUGGCUAAGCAAGAGGCCUUCUUGGCCAAUGAAGAUCUGGGUGAUUCCCUAGACUCUGUGGAGGCAUUGAUCAAGAAACACGAGGACUUUGAAAAGAGCCUCGCUGCCCAGGAAGAGAAGAUCAAGGCGUUGGAUAUCUUUGCCACCAAACUUAUCGAUGGCCAGCACUAUGCUGCCGAUGAUGUAGCCCAGCGGCGACAAAUGCUUCUGGCCCGUCGCGCUGCUCUCCAGGAAAAGUCGGCUAAGCGCCGUCAAUUGCUCGAGGACUCGAAUCGCUAUCAGCAAUUCGAACGCGAUUGCGAUGAGACCAAAGGCUGGAUUAGUGAGAAGCUGAAAUUCGCCACCGAUGACAGCUAUCUGGAUCCCACGAAUCUGAAUGGCAAAAUGCAAAAGCAUCAGAACUUUGAGCAUGAACUGAAUGCUAACAAAUCGCGUAUUGAGGAUAUUACCAAUGUGGGCACGGAGUUGAUCGAGAAGCAGCACUACGCCGCCGAUCAGAUCAACACGCGCAUGCAGGAAAUCGUUGUCCUGUGGGAGACUCUCGUUCAGGCUUCCGAUAAGAAGGGUUGCAAGUUGAAUGAAGCCUGCCAGCAACAGCAAUUCAAUCGCACCAUUGAAGAUAUUGAGCUCUGGCUCAGCGAAAUCGAGGGACAACUGUUGUCCGAGGAUCACGGAAAAGACUUGACUUCAGUGCAGAAUCUGCAGAAGAAGCAUGCUCUUCUCGAGGCUGAUGUGAUGGCCCAUCAGGAUCGCAUUGAGAGCAUUAAGGUGGCUGCCAAUAAAUUCAUUGAAUCCGGCCACUUUGAUGCCGAUAACAUUCGCAACAAGGAAGGCAAUCUCUCGGCUCGUUAUGCCGCCCUGGCAGCUCCCAUGGGAGAGCGUAAGCAACAUUUGCUUGACUCACUUCAAGUGCAGCAAUUGUUCCGUGAUUUGGAAGACGAGGCUGCCUGGAUUCGCGAGAAAGAGCCCAUUGCUGCCUCGACCAAUCGUGGACGCGAUUUGAUUGGUGUUCAGAAUUUGAUAAAGAAACACCAGGCUGUUCUGGCCGAGAUCAACAAUCAUGAGGCUAGACUCUUGAAUGUUAUCAGCUCAGGCGAGAAUAUGCUUAAGGAUCAGCCUUUUGCCAGCGAGGAUAUACGUCAGCGCUUGGAGGCUCUGCAGGAGCAGUGGAACAACCUAAAGGAUAGAUCCAAUCAGCGCAAACAGGAUUUGGAUGACUCAUUGCAGGCCCAUCAAUACUUUGCCGAUGCCAAUGAGGCGGAGUCGUGGAUGCGUGAAAAGGAACCAAUUGCCACCGGCAGCGACUACGGCAAGGAUGAGGAUUCUUCGGAGGCGUUGCUGAAGAAGCAUGAGGCUCUCGUUUCGGAUCUUGAGGCUUUCGGCAAUACCAUCCAAGGAUUGCAGGAACAGGCCAAGAACUGCCGCCAACAGGAGACUCCAGUGGUCGAUAUUACCGGCAAGGAGUGUGUUGUGGCCCUCUAUGACUACACGGAGAAAUCACCGCGCGAGGUGUCCAUGAAGAAGGGCGAUGUCCUUACUCUGCUUAAUUCCAACAACAAGGACUGGUGGAAGGUGGAAGUGAACGAUCGUCAGGGUUUCGUUCCAGCUGCCUACAUUAAGAAAAUUGAGGCCGGUUUAAGUGCCUCUCAGCAGAAUCUGGUGGACAACCAUUCGAUUGCCAAGCGCCAGAAUCAAAUUAACUCCCAAUACGAUAAUCUACUGGCUCUGGCUCGCGAACGCCAGAAUAAGCUGAACGAAACGGUCAAAGCUUAUGUUUUGGUACGCGAAGCAGCCGAUUUGGCUCAAUGGAUACGCGACAAGGAGAAUCAUGCCCAGAUUGCUGAUGUCGUUGGCGAAGAUCUCGAGGAGGUUGAGGUCUUGCAAAAGAAAUUCGAUGACUUCAACGACGACCUAAAGGCCAACGAAGUGCGUCUCGCGAAUAUGAAUGAAAUUGCCGUCCAGCUAACAUCGUUGGGCCAGACAGAGGCAGCCCUAAAGAUUCAAACCCAGAUGCAGGACCUCAAUGAGAAAUGGAACAAUCUGCAGUCUCUCACCGCCGAGAAGGCCAGCCAAUUGGGAUCGGCUCAUGAAGUGCAACGUUUCCAUCGUGAUAUCGAUGAGACCAAGGAUUGGAUUGCCGAAAAGGCCAAUGCUCUCAAUAAUGAUGACCUCGGCAAGGACUUGCGCAGUGUGCAGACAUUGCAGCGCAAGCACGAGGGUGUCGAACGUGAUUUGGCUGCCCUGCGCGACAAGAUCCGUCAGCUGGACGAGACAGCCAAUCGCCUAAUGCAAUCGCAUCCGGAUACGGCUGAACAGACCUAUGCCAAACAGAAGGAAAUCAACGAGAUGUGGGAUCAAAUUAUCACCAAAUCGACGGCACGCAAAGAGAAGCUUCUCGACUCGUACGAUUUGCAACGUUUCCUCAGUGAUUAUCGCGAUCUAUUGGCCUGGAUCAACUCGAUGAUGAGUUUGGUGACCUCCGAUGAAUUGGCCAAUGAUGUAACCGGUGCCGAGGCUCUGAUUGAACGUCAUCAGGCACAACGUGCUGAGAUUGAGUUUACUCUGGGCAGCAGCUCAGCAGCUGCCGCCGCUCAACCAACAACAUCAACAACUGCAUCAACAUCCGACGACGAGGAACAUCGCACUGAAAUCGAUGCUAGAGCCGGCACUUUUGGUGCCUUCGAGCAAUUUGGCAAUGAAUUGCUGCAGGCCAAUCAUUAUGCCUCUCCUGAGAUUAAGGAAAAGAUUGAGGAUUUGGCAAAGGCACGUGAAGAUUUGGAGAAGGCCUGGACCGAACGUCGCCUGCAAUUGGAGCAGAAUCUGGAUCUGCAGCUGUAUAUGCGUGAUUGUGAGCUGGCCGAGUCAUGGAUGUCGGCCCGUGAGGCUUUCCUUAAUGCCGAUGACGAUGCUAAUGAUGCGGCCGGUGGCAAUGUGGAGGCUUUGAUUAAGAAGCAUGAAGAUUUCGAUAAGGCCAUCAAUGGGCAUGAGCAAAAGAUUGCCGCCCUGCAGACUGUGGCCGAUCAGUUGAUUGCCCAGAAUCAUUAUGCCUCCAAUUUGGUGGACGAUAAGCGCAAACAGGUUUUGGAGCGCUGGCGUCACCUCAAGGAGGGUCUGAUCGAGAAACGUUCUCGUCUGGGCGAUGAGCAGACCUUGCAGCAAUUCUCGCGCGAUGCCGAUGAAAUUGAAAACUGGAUUGCCGAGAAAUUGCAAUUGGCCACCGAAGAGAGUUACAAGGAUCCAGCCAAUAUACAAUCGAAACAUCAGAAGCAUCAGGCCUUUGAGGCCGAACUGGCGGCCAAUGCUGAUCGCAUUCAGAGUGUUCUGGCCAUGGGUGGUAAUCUGAUUGAUAAGAAACAGUGUAGCGGCUCAGAGGAUGCGGUGCAAAAGAGAUUGACUCAGAUUGCCGAUCAGUGGGAAUAUUUGACUCACAAGACGACUGAGAAGUCACUCAAGCUUAAGGAGGCCAACAAGCAGCGCACUUAUAUCGCUGCUGUCAAGGAUUUGGACUUCUGGUUGGGCGAGGUCGAGAGCCUGCUGACCACUGAGGAUUCUGGUAAGGAUUUGGCAUCUGUCCAAAACCUCAUGAAGAAGCAUCAGUUGGUCGAGGCGGAUAUCGUGGCGCACGAAGACCGAAUUAAAGACAUGAACAACCAGGCCGAUUCCUUGGUCGAGAGCGGUCAGUUUGACACUGCUGGCAUCCAAGAGAAGCGUCAGAGUAUUAAUGAACGCUACGAGCGUAUCUGCAAUCUGGCCGCUCACCGUCAGGCCCGUCUCAAUGAGGCGCUCACUCUGCACCAGUUCUUCCGCGAUAUUGCCGAUGAGGAGAGCUGGAUUAAGGAGAAGAAGCUGCUUGUUGGCUCUGAUGAUUAUGGUCGUGAUUUAACUGGCGUUCAGAAUCUAAAGAAGAAGCAUAAGCGUCUUGAAGCUGAGCUUGCCAGCCAUGAGCCGGCUAUUCAGGCUGUCCAGGAGGCUGGCGAGAAACUGAUGGAUGUAUCCAAUUUGGGUGUACCCGAAAUCGAACAACGUCUUAAGGCCCUCAAUCAGGCAUGGGCUGAAUUGAAGAAUUUGGCUGCCACACGUGGUCAGAAAUUGGAUGAAUCGUUGACCUAUCAACAAUUCUUGGCCCAGGUGGAAGAGGAGGAGGCAUGGAUCACUGAGAAACAGCAGUUGCUCUCUGUCGAAGACUAUGGUGACUCUAUGGCCGCCAUUCAGGGUCUGCUUAAGAAGCACGAUGCCUUCGAGACGGACUUUGCCGCCCAUAAGGAUCGUUGCUCUCUGAUCUGUGACCAGGGUAGUGAGCUUGUGGAGGCCAAGAAUCACCAUGGCGACUCGAUUGCCCAACGUUGUCAACAGUUGCGCAAUAAAUUGGAUAACCUAAAUGCUUUGGCCGCACGCCGCAAGGGCUUCUUGCUGGACAACUCGGCCUAUUUGCAAUUCAUGUGGAAGGCCGAUGUUGUGGAGAGCUGGAUCGAUGACAAGGAAAACUAUGUGCGAUCUGAUGAGUACGGACGUGACUUGUCCACUGUGCAAACGCUCUUGACCAAACAGGAGACAUUCGAUGCAGGUCUCAAUGCCUUUGAACAGGAGGGCAUCCAUAAUAUUACCGCUCUGAAGGAUCAAUUGAUUAAUGCUAAUCAUGCCCAAUCGCCGGCUAUACUCAAGCGUCAUGGUGAUGUGAUUGCUCGUUGGCAGAAGCUGCGCGAUGCGUCUGAUACACGCAAACAGCGUUUGUUGGCCAUGCAGGAGCAAUUCCGCCAAAUCGAGGAACUCUACUUGACAUUUGCCAAGAAAGCUUCGGCCUUCAAUUCUUGGUUCGAAAAUGCCGAAGAGGAUCUCACAGAUCCUGUUCGCUGCAAUUCGAUCGAAGAAAUACGCGCCCUGCGCGACGCCCAUGCACAAUUCCAAGCGUCUCUCUCAUCGGCCGAAGCUGACUUUAAGGCAUUGGCAGCACUCGACCAGAAGAUCAAGAGCUUUAAUGUUGGACCGAAUCCAUACACAUGGUUCACCAUGGAAGCUCUUGAGGAGACCUGGCGUAAUCUGCAAAAGAUCAUAGAGGAACGCGAUGGCGAACUUGCCAAGGAGGCCAAGCGUCAGGAAGAGAACGAUAAGCUGCGCAAAGAGUUUGCCAAGCAUGCCAAUCUCUUCCAUCAAUGGCUAACCGAAACGAGAUAUUAUAUGCUGGGUUAUAAUCGUCAAGGAACUUCGAUGAUGGAAGGCUCUGGUUCACUGGAACAGCAACUGGAGGCACUUCGCGUCAAGGCCACUGAGGUGCGUGCACGUCGUGUGGAUCUAAAGAAGAUUGAAGAAUUGGGCGCCUUACUGGAGGAGCAUUUAAUUCUGGAUAACCGCUACACGGAACACUCGACAGUGGGUCUAGCCCAGCAAUGGGAUCAACUGGAUCAAUUGUCGAUGCGUAUGCAGCAUAAUUUGGAACAACAGAUACAGGCACGCAAUCAUUCGGGCGUCUCUGAGGAUUCGCUUAAGGAAUUCUCAAUGAUGUUCAAGCACUUUGAUAAGGACAAGAGUGGCAAGCUAAAUCAUCAAGAGUUCAAAUCAUGCCUGCGCGCCCUUGGCUACGAUCUGCCUAUGGUUGAGGAAGGACAACCCGAUCCAGAAUUUGAAGCCAUUUUGGAUGUGGUCGAUCCGAAUAGGGAUGGUUAUGUCUCACUACAAGAAUAUAUUGCCUUCAUGAUAUCCAAGGAAACUGAGAAUGUGCAAUCCUACGAAGAAAUUGAGAAUGCCUUCCGCGCUAUCACUGCCGCCGAUCGUCCUUAUGUCACCAAAGAGGAGCUCUAUUGCAAUCUCACCAAGGAUAUGGCGGACUAUUGUGUGCAAAGGAUGAAGCCCUACUCGGAACCGCGCUCUGGCCAGCCUAUUAAAGAUGCUUUAGACUAUAUAGAUUUCACGCGAACGCUAUUCCAGAAUUAAAUCGAAUAGCACCAGCGGAUAGUGUUGUUUUUUAUGGCGCCUGAGAAUAUGUCUUACAAUCUACAAAAAAAAAAAAAAAAAAUCAGAAAGAAGAUGAAAAAAGAAAGAAAGAAAAAAACAUUACAACAAAAAUAUAAAUAUAUAUUUACACAAUUAUUUUCGAUAAUUUUAGUAUUUAAGUCCAACAGUUUUAUGCUUAUUUAAGAUUUUCAAAUUAUGCCACAUGGAACCUAAAAUCCAAAAUCAACAAUAAUCUUAGCACCUUUUUGCAAUACGUAUACAAAACACACACAAAAAAAAAAGAAGAAAAAUAACCUUAUCC
Messenger RNA from Drosophila willistoni, 7762 nucleotides. It is a transcript of the gene alpha-Spec, whose product is annotated as spectrin alpha chain. The record is from RefSeq and is a predicted model, not a curated record. Gene Ontology annotation, cellular component: plasma membrane; cortical actin cytoskeleton; cell junction. NCBI's taxonomy places the organism in Eukaryota, Metazoa, Arthropoda, Insecta, Diptera, Drosophilidae. Gene Ontology annotation, biological process: actin cytoskeleton organization. Gene Ontology annotation, molecular function: actin filament binding; calcium ion binding. Bases 58 to 7440 code for a protein of 2460 amino acids. The transcript is spliced from 7 exons.